This is a messenger RNA of Penicillium olsonii, 1392 nucleotides long. The record is from the annotation of a GenBank genome assembly. Lineage: Eukaryota; Fungi; Ascomycota; Eurotiomycetes; Eurotiales; Aspergillaceae.
AUGCCCGGCGUGCCAACGGGACGAGCUUGUGAUGGGUGCCGGAAACAAAAGAAAAAGUGUGACGAGAAACAACCCACGUGCGGCCGAUGUCUUCGUCUCAAAUUAACAUGUGUGGGGUCCGGUCAGCAAAGAUAUAAAUUCAAACAAGACCAUCGAUUCUCGUCAAAUUCCAACCAGGGACAGAUGAUAAAUUUCGAUUCAUCAAGCUCUCACAGAAGAGAAUCCUCCCCUGUCGAAAUUCCUCGAGCGUGUCCGGGUAAUAAAACCACAUUCCUGACGGGAUCGUUCGUCGGUGCCAUAAAACGAACCAAUGACCUUCGAUACAACUUAUGGUGGUCUUUUGGUAUCUUCCUAGAGGAAGUGCCGCGACGAAUUGGUUCCAACGAAGCACUGGACCGCGCAGUUGACGCCCUGGCAGCUUCACACGCAAGCUUUUGUUCCCGUCGAUCGAUCUCGGUGGAGGCGUUGUCUAAGUAUUCUUCCGCCCUGAGGACCCUGAGAGUAUACUUGGAUGACUCAAUCCAAGCAACCUCUUCAAACACCCUAUGCGCCGUUAUGGUGCUGCUGUUGUGUCAAUCAUUCCAUGGGCAUAAUGGGCGAACUAUUACAGGCCACGCGCAGGGCGCGUCCAACAUUCUCCGGGCCCGAAAGCAUUUUGGACCCCGCGAUGAAUUCGAAAAAAAGUUGUUUCUCUCAUUGAGAGGCAGUGUGUUAUUUGAGGGUUUAUAUAACGACGCCAUCGACUUGAGCUCCGAAGAGUGGGAUGCCUUGGUGACAAAUGACUUUGAUCAAGAUCACCCCGAAGGCCAAAUCUUACGAUGCCUAGCCAAGGCGCCUGUGUUGAUCAAACGUGGCAAGCAAGCCAAAAUUAAUAUGGAGGAUCUGCAGCCUCUCAGAGAGGAGGUUCGGCCAAUAUAUGAGCAGUGCAAACUAAUCCUGAAAGACUUGAAGGCACGAAAGGUGCAAUGCAAAUCAUCUGAUCUCGGCAGCAACACAGAAACAUUCAUCACACGCCUACUGGAAGCCCACUACCUUCGCACUUAUGGCAUUGGGCUUGCAAUCACCAUUUUUUUCAACUGCAUGCUUCAAGCACUCGAUCCCAGUGAUCGAAUUUACAAUACAGAAUCCGGACCAUUGGUUGAGGAGACACUUUUGCAUGCCGAGGAAUCCAAUAUGUUCAGGCCAGUGGGAGCAGGCUAUAACAUAAUGUGCCUAGCGGCGGCAUGGGCAGCAACCACCGAUUCCCAAUUGCGACUACAAGUUGAGGCAUCUAUGCUUGAUUAUUACGGGGAUUUCUCGAUCAACAAUCGACCCCAUCUCUACGAGCACUUGGAAUUAGCAAGGAGCAAUUUAUGGCUUGCAGACAUCCCAGCACCACAAAUGGGAAAUUGA